Messenger RNA from Passer domesticus (house sparrow), 1789 nucleotides. It is a transcript of the gene BAIAP2L2, whose product is annotated as BAR/IMD domain containing adaptor protein 2 like 2. The transcript is spliced from 14 exons. The record is from RefSeq and is a predicted model, not a curated record. Gene Ontology annotation, cellular component: cytosol; nucleoplasm. Bases 147 to 1637 code for a protein of 496 amino acids. Gene Ontology annotation, biological process: plasma membrane organization; actin filament bundle assembly; actin crosslink formation. Gene Ontology annotation, molecular function: protein binding. Lineage: Eukaryota; Metazoa; Chordata; Aves; Passeriformes; Passeridae.
CUCUGUCUUCCUGCUGUCCUUCCUUGCUGGUGACAGGCUCUUUCCAUCCAGCUGCUGGGCAGAAGCAGAGUCCUUCAGGCCAGAAUAGCUCCUUGUACUCCCCUUUGCUACUCGCUUCUCUGUGGGAGAGUGAAUAGGCUCCAGAGAUGGAUCUGUCCUACAGAUCCACCAUCUCCAUCUAUAAGAGCAUCCUGGAGCAGUUCAACCCUGCGCUGGAGAACCUGGUGUACCUGGGCAACAACUACCUGCGUGCCUUCCACGCACUAUCCAAAGCAGCUGAAGUGUAUUUUAAGGCAAUUGAGAAGAUUGGGGAGCAGGCACUGCAGAGUUCCACCUCACACAUGCUGGGUGAAAUUCUGAUGCAGAUGUCUGACGCGCAGAGACUGCUGAGCUCUGAUUUGGAAGUUGUGGCUCAGACCUUCCACGUGGACCUGCUGCAGCACAUGGAGAAGAACAGCAAAAUGGAUGUGCAGUUUAUCAGUGAGAGCCAGAAGCAGUAUGAGCUGGAGUACCAGCGAAGAGCCACCAACCUGGAUAAGUGCAUGGCAGAGCUGUGGAGAAUGGAGAGGGCUCGUGACAAAAACGCCCGGGAGAUGAAGGAGAACGUGAUGCGGCUGCGCUCGGAGAUGCAGGCGUUCGUCUCGGAGAGCCAGAGGGAGGCUGAGCUGGAGGAGAAGCGCCGCUACCGCUUCCUGGCUGAGAAGCACCAGAUGCUCUACAACACCCUCCUCCAGUUUUACAGCAGGGCUCGGGGCAUGAUCCAGAGCAAGGCACCACGGUGGAAGGAGCAGCUGGAAGCCAGCCGUAACCCCUCCAACAGCCACUCACAGGGGCUGCUCUCUGCCUCCCACGGCCAGGGAUAUCCCUCAGGACGCCUCACUCCCACCCACCUCGAGAUGCCCCAGAGACCCCUUGGGGAAUUUGCUUCCUCUGUGACUGGGAGUAGAUCCAGCAUCUUCUCUCCAGACCCUCCAGAAAUGAGAAUGUCUCCUCAGCCAGAGUCUCCCCGGCGGCCACUGCGGAGGACACCAUCAGCAGCCAGUUUGCUCGCUCCGGGCCGUGCGUCCCGCUCGGGUUCCUUUGGCGAGGCCAGCAGCAGCGGCGAGGGCAGGAAGAGGAGUGGCACGUCCAGGGUUCAGGCCAUUGUGCCCCACACGACGGGUGCCAACCGGACCCUGCUGCGCUUUGAGCCCGGGGAUGUCAUCACGGUGCUGAUGCCCGAGGCACAGAACGGCUGGCUCUAUGGCAAGCUGGAGGGCUCAUCCACGUGUGGCUGGUUCCCUGAAGCUUAUGUCAAGCCUUUGGAGAAUACGAGGGAGAUGGAGGAGCCAGACACCAGGUCCUUCCCGCUACGCAGCAGUCACAGCAUGGAUGACAUCCUGGACCGCCCCAGCACGCCGUCCUCCAGCACUUACUGGCCUGCUGCUGCCCAGCCCAGCCUGCCCAACCCACCUCCCCUCCCCGUGGGGGCCAGCGCUCACCAGAGUGGAGUGGUCCCCCCGGUCAGUUCUGGCUCCAAGAAAUCAGGAAUAUUUGACCAGCCCCCUGAGCUCUUCCCACGAGGUACCAACCCCUUUGCCACAGUCAAGCUGCGCCCCACAGUCACCAACGACCGCUCGGCACCCAUCAUCCGGUGAAGCAGGGCUGUGGGCAGAGGACAAUUUCAGCACAGAAGGAGGAGGACAAGUGAUAGUGCUGUGACCUCCAGCUGGGCAGCAACCUAGUGCUACCACUCAAGGAGUGAACUCUCUUUUCCCCUCCCGUACCUCUGGGACAAUGGGACCCGUCU